Messenger RNA from Acanthamoeba castellanii str. Neff, 618 nucleotides. RefSeq names its product GatB/YqeY domain containing protein. NCBI's taxonomy places the organism in Eukaryota, Discosea, Longamoebia, Acanthamoebidae. The record is from RefSeq and is a predicted model, not a curated record. Bases 1 to 618 code for a protein of 205 amino acids. Gene Ontology annotation, molecular function: carbon-nitrogen ligase activity, with glutamine as amido-N-donor. The transcript is spliced from 2 exons.
AUGAGAAGAGCGACAUUCGUUACCGUUUCCGCUGGCGGCCUUCGCGCCUCUGCUGUGCCGCACUCCUCUGGCCUUCUCUUCCGCAGUUCCACCAGAUUUGUCCUCGCCACCUCCGCUCGCGCCGAUGCUCGAGUCUUUCCCCUCCGCUCCUACACCACCACUGCCGAGGAGUUCGUGGGCAAGCUGAUGGCGGACUUGAAGGAGGCGACGAUGGCCAAGGACAAGGUCAGGCUGGGCGUCAUCCGCCGCCUGCGCAGCGAGAUCAUGAACAAGGAGAAGCUCAACGUCGACGCCAAGCUCGAGUUUGGCGACUGCGUGAAGGUGGUGCAGCAGAUGGCCAAGCAGUGCGAGGACAGCGCCAAGGAGUUCGACAAGAUCAACCAGGCCGACACCGCCGCCAAGGAGCGCGAGGAGGCCCGACUGCUGCGCACCUACCUGCCCGCCCAGCUCAGCGAGGCCGAGGUGCAGCAGCUCGCCGAGGAGGCCGUCAAGGCCGUGGGCGCCACCACCAUCAAGGACAUGAAGAACGUCAUGGCCACGCUCGGCCCCAAGGUCCAGGGCAAGUCCGACCCCUCCCUCGUCGGCGAGAUCGUGCGGAAGCUCCUCGGCGGCAAGUAG